Messenger RNA from Chanos chanos (milkfish), 2595 nucleotides. RefSeq names its product APC membrane recruitment protein 2-like. The transcript is spliced from 2 exons. Bases 1 to 2595 code for a protein of 864 amino acids. Gene Ontology annotation, cellular component: plasma membrane. Gene Ontology annotation, molecular function: beta-catenin binding; phosphatidylinositol-4,5-bisphosphate binding. NCBI's taxonomy places the organism in Eukaryota, Metazoa, Chordata, Actinopteri, Gonorynchiformes, Chanidae. Gene Ontology annotation, biological process: regulation of canonical Wnt signaling pathway. The record is from RefSeq and is a predicted model, not a curated record.
AUGGAUGUACAGUCGGAGAGCUGCGAACCUCCGCCAUGUGACCCACAGCCUCAAGGUAAAAUCAGAAAAGCAUUCAAGCUGUUUGGUAAGCGCAAGCCAGGCAGCGGCGUCAGCAGCAUCUUCUCUGUGCGUAGCAAAGGUGAGAGUGGCCCCAAAUUGUCCAUCUCCAGGAGCAAGACGCUGGACGGAUUAACGGAGACGCCUGCACCGGAGGCAGAGCCUGAGCGUGUGGACCUGGAGCAGGAUGGAGAGAGCCAGAAGGAGGACCAGAAGGAGGAGAGCACGGAAAAGGAGCCAGGGAGCAAAAUCUCCAAUCUGGACGCGACACCCGCACGACAGUCCAUCUCCUCCGUGACCUCAGCCAAGUCUCUGAGCUUCCUCACGCUGCUCCGACGGAGCCGAAAGGGAGGUGGCGGGGGCGAGCGGCAGGCACAGACAGAAUCCCACCGACCUGGACGGCAACGCAAGGGCCUUAAGGGCCUGUUUGGCAGCGUACGUUGGCACCGAUCGGAAAAGGAGGAGAGCGAGGAGGCUCCACCUGGCCCUCUCCUCCUGGCGUCUCGCUCCAACAGUGUGGAAAUCAUCAAGGAGGACCUGACUCUGACCCCCAGGCCCACGCCACGUGCCUUGGAUGGCCCGGAAUCAGAGGAGCAGCCUCUCACUUCGCAGGACAGCCUACCCACCAAGGAAGGCCCAGGAAAGGUGAGCGAGUCCAAACCUACAUCACAGCCGUCCUCCACAUCCACCUCAGAGCCCACAAAUAAUCGGCUGAGUACGUUGCUUUCCGACAUUUCAUGCAUUCUGAGCUUUGAGUCGCUGUCAGGGUGUGGAGAUAUCGUAGCAGAUGUCGAAGCAGAAUGGGUCAAAGCCAGCAGCAGAGUCGAAGGAGCAGUCAGGUCAGCAGUCAUAGAUGAGGAAAAUGAAGAGAAGGUCUCACCUACAGGGAUUUCAGCCAAACCUGCACCCCCUCCUAUCACAAAGCCCAUCGUUUCCUCUUCGUCUACUCCUGCCCCUUUGACAAAACCUACCCCUUCACCUUCUACAACCAAACCCAUUCUAGCCCCAGCUGCUACAAAACCUUUUUCAACAGCUGUCACGACAUCUAAGCCAACUCCUAGUGUUACUACGGGAGGAAAACCUAUCUCCCCUCCAACAUCUGCAAGUAAACCCACCCCUAUAGCAACAAACAAACCUGCCCCGAAACUUGAAACGACGAUUAAAUUAGCAACUAGCCCCAAGUCCAAAACUGGCCUUGUAACUGCACCAACUCCUGAAACAACACAAUCUGCUGCUCAAACAACAAAACCGGGCCCCGUUUCUGUUUCUGGCCAAAUUGACAAAAGUGAGCUUGCCCCUGCUUCCAUUAAGGCUGUUGUGUCUGAACCCAUCCCUCCUCCCAUCACUAAGCCCCCGCCUCCGACAGUUUCUCCACCGUAUGGCCCUCCUCAGCCAAAACCCCAACCUGCAACAUCCCCUACCCCUACAACUACUGAAAUAGGAAAACCCUUGACUGUUACGACUCAGGAACCUCCAAAACUUGUGACUUCAGUCGCCACCCCUAAGACUUCUCCAAUGCCCACGAUCAGUCCAGAUCUACCCCUCACCACUUCAUCUGCACCUACCUCUCCCCCCAUUCCGUCUCCCCUUGUGACCACACCAGCUCCCAUUCCUACUCCCACCACUGCCCCAAGCCUGGCUCCCUCCUCAAAACCUCCAUCUGCACCUGCUCCAACUCCUGUUCCUUACACAAAAACUCCUCCUGCCCCGGUUCCACCUGCCACUUCUGUAUCUCCCCCUCCCCCUUCCCCUACCCCUGCUCCUAAAUCUUCUCCCACCAUUCUUCCAUCCAUAGCUCCACCUUCCGUACCUGCACCUUCGCCUCCUUCUCCUGCUACAUCCUUGCCUGCACCUUCUCCUGGCCUAGAAAAAGGCCAGACCCCUACUCCAAAAAAAGAGGAGGAACUAGAAAAUACUAGUCGCAUCAGGGGCAAAGACAUCACCAGUCGAGUUGAGGUGGACAACAAAGACAUGCAAGACGUAUUACACAUGCAGCCUCCAAGGGCGGAGUGUUUCGAGGUUCACCUGAGUCACCCUCCCGUCGCCCCCCAAGGGCCCUUGGCUGAGAAGAAGAGCACUGCGGUGAAACCGGCUGUACUCAGUAAGAUCCCCGUUAGUGGGGGGGGCAAACCAGGAAAACUGCAUGCCAGAGAGGUUCAGCCGAACGGGGACCUGCCGACCCCAGUGCAUGAGGAGGAAAGCCAACAAAUUAUUUUACAGGACAACAUUUGCCAAGAUGAGGCUGUCUCCCCCACCAUGGUAACCCAUGACCAUGAGGAUAGCGCAGAAAUCAAACUCAGCCCUCCACUCCAGCCAUCCUCUGUGCACACCUCAAAGGGAGCUAGCAGCUUACCAAGAGAUUCCAAGAUCCCUGUCAAACAGGGCUCAGCACCAAUGUACCACUCGGUCCAGGGAAAGGCCGCGGCCAUACGCUCCAAGAUCCCCGUGUCCAAAGUGCCAGUUCGUCGGACAAGCAGUAAAGGAGCGUCCACUGCGACGACGGCUGCCACUCGACAGUUUCCGGAAGGCAGAAAAUGA